Molecule: messenger RNA, 1182 nt
Organism: Striga hermonthica
Lineage: Eukaryota; Viridiplantae; Streptophyta; Magnoliopsida; Lamiales; Orobanchaceae
Source: the annotation of a GenBank genome assembly
AUGUAUGGGAGAAAAACGAAAAAGGGCCGGCCGACGACGACCGGAAAACGCGCGGCCAGCCGCCCUUACAGGAAGCAGCACGGACGGCCGGCCAAAAAUGGCGGCCGCCUAAGGCGGGACCGCCCGCAAGCUAGCCGGCCGCGUGUGGCCGGCCCCUUUUCCAGGCCGUCUUUGGCUUGGCCGGCCCCCGCUGGGCCGACAUCCGUGGUCCUCGUCGUUGGUUGCUCACUCACCGGCGCUGUCAACCCUGCUCUCACCCACGACCCACCGGCGCUCUCAACCCCGCUCUCACCGUCGGGCGAUCUCGACCCAGCUCUCACCUUCCGGCGAUCUCUACCUCGCUCUCACUCUCUCACCCUCCGGGCUUUCUCGUCAUUCCACACCGGCUUCAUCAAUUUAGCCAUGAAGAGCCGUAUAAAAAGUAUUGCAGGAUCAAUGGCUAUUGCUGCCACGGUGAUUACAAAUAAAGAAUUACUUUGGGAUUCUCGAACAUCCAGAGAAUUUAAGUCAGCGGUAUUUUCUGAGCUAAACCGCAGAACCUUGCUUCUUGAAGGUAAUGAAGAAAAAAUUGACUACAUCUUCAAGAGCGUUAACCAUGACGGAGAAGCAAUUCUGGAGAUAAGGUCAACUCUCGAGGAAAUGAAGCGAAGGACGUGUCCGUUCCCUCAAAAGCUUGGUGUGCCUAUUCCGGAGGCCUCCAAUACCAGAGAGCCACCAUCUCAAGGCGAGCUUCUCAAGUUUGCAGUUGAAGCUGCACUGCACGAGAUUAUGAGGGACACUCCGGACUGUAAAGCUGGUGAUGGAUGGGCAUCUCAUGUGCUGAAAAAAUGUUAUCCACUUAAUGACAUAAAAGAGGCCGUCAAUCAAAUCAAAACCUCCAUAGGAGAAGUCAUGGGUGGAACCAUGUAUGACGUCUUCAUUGCGGCAGCGUAUGCUGAGAUUAAAGCUACCGACUCGGCCAUCACAGCAAUUGAAUGGUCUAGAGCAUUUGAAGAAGCUAUUGUUGCAGUGAGUAAGUCUGGUGGUGCCAAACAAGGAAUGUUGGAUGCUCUUAUUCCUGCAUCGUCUGUCCUUGUCCUUAAAGAGAAAUUGGCUGCUGGAGUUGAUCCUGUGGAGGCUUUUGUUCUUUCUGCUGAAGCGGCCGUGGCUGGUGCUGAGUCGACUAAGAAAAUGCAGGACUAA